CUUGGAUCCGCGGGACAAGAAAAUUCAUGCGACCCUCGAUUCUGUUUUGUUGAUCUGUAUGUUUAUUGUUAUGCCAGUAUGUCUUGAUUACAAUGUGAAAUUUUCAAACCGUACUGUGAGGAAAGGACACGACUCUAUGGUGAGGACUGAUGGACAUACAUUAUCUGAGAAAAGAAACUACCAGGUGACAAACAGCAUGUUUGGUGCUUCAAGAAAGAAGUUUGUAGAGGGGGUCGACAGUGACUACCAUGACGAAAACAUGUACUACAGCCAGUCUUCUAUGUUUCCACAUCGGUCAGAAAAAGAUAUGCUGGCAUCACCAUCUACAUCAGGUCAGCUGUCUCAGUUUGGGGCAAGUUUAUACGGGCAACAAAGUGCACUAGGCCUUCCAAUGAGGGGGAUGAGCAACAAUACCCCUCAGUUAAAUCGCAGCUUAUCACAAGGCACUCAGUUACCGAGCCACGUCACGCCAACAACAGGGGUACCAACAAUGUCACUUCACACGCCUCCAUCUCCAAGCAGGGGUAUUUUGCCUAUGAAUCCUAGGAAUAUGAUGAACCACUCCCAGGUUGGUCAGGGCAUUGGAAUUCCUAGCAGGACAAAUAGCAUGAGCAGUUCAGGGUUAGGUAGCCCCAACAGAAGCUCGCCAAGCAUAAUAUGUAUGCCAAAGCAGCAGCCUUCUCGACAGCCUUUUACUGUGAACAGUAUGUCUGGAUUUGGAAUGAACAGGAAUCAGGCAUUUGGAAUGAAUAACUCCUUAUCAAGUAACAUUUUUAAUGGAACAGAUGGAAGUGAAAAUGUGACAGGAUUGGACCUUUCAGAUUUUCCAGCAUUAGCAGAUCGAAACAGAAGGGAAGGAAGUGGUAACCCAACUCCAUUAAUAACCCUUGGCUGAAGAGCUCCUUAUGUUGGAAUGGUAACAAAACCAGCAAAUGAGCAAUCCCAGGACUUCUCAAUACACAACGAAGAUUUUCCAGCAUUACCUGGUUCCAGCUAUAAAGAUCCAACAUCAAGUAAUGAUGACAGUAAAUCUAAUUUGAAUACAUCUGGCAAGACAACUUCAAGUACAGAUGGACCCAAAUUCCCUGGAGAUAAAAGUUCAACAACACAAAAUAAUAACCAGCAGAAAAAAGGGAUCCAGGUGUUACCUGAUGGUCGGGUUACUAACAUUCCUCAAGGGAUGGUGACGGACCAAUUUGGAAUGAUUGGCCUGUUAACGUUUAUCAGGGCAGCAGAGACAGACCCAGGAAUGGUACAUCUUGCAUUAGGAAGUGACUUAACAACAUUAGGCCUCAAUCUGAACUCUCCUGAAAAUCUCUACCCCAAAUUUGCAUCACCCUGGGCAUCUUCACCUUGUCGACCUCAAGACAUAGACUUCCAUGUUCCAUCUGAGUACUUAACGAACAUUCACAUUAGGGAUAAGCUGGCUGCAAUAAAACUUGGCCGAUAUGGAGAAGACUUGCUCUUCUAUCUCUAUUACAUGAAUGGAGGAGACGUAUUACAACUUUUAGCUGCAGUAGAGCUUUUUAACCGUGAUUGGAGAUACCACAAAGAAGAACGAGUAUGGAUUACCAGGGCACCAGGCAUGGAACCAACAAUGAAAACCAAUACAUAUGAGAGGGGAACAUAUUACUUCUUUGACUGUCUUAACUGGAGGAAAGUAGCUAAGGAGUUUCAUCUGGAAUAUGACAAAUUAGAAGAACGGCCUCACCUGCCAUCCACCUUCAACUACAACCCUGCUCAGCAAGCCUUCUAAAAAAAAGACUUCCCUUUUCUUGGGGUAUGGCUGUCUCAGCACAAUACUCAACAUAACUGCAGAACUGAUGUGGCUCAGGCACCCUGGUUUUAAUUCCUUGAGGAUCUGGCAAUUGGCUUAUGCAAAGGGUCACCAUUUGAGGUCCUGCCUUACUAAUUAUGUGCUGCCCAACAACUAAAUUUGUAAUUUGUUUUUCUCUAGUUUGAGCAGGGUCUGAAUUUUUUUUUUUUUCAUUUAUUUUCUUUUUUUGCCAGCAGACAGACUUGAGUCUGUAAAGACAAGCAAGUACACUGACAGAAGUUUACCAUUUAGUUUCUAAAAUGUAAAAAAAGAAAACCCACAAAAGACUCAACAAAAUUAGACCACAAAAUUUGCAUUGUUCAUUGUAGCACUAUUGGUAAUAAAAUAACAAAUGUUUGUGCAUUUUUAUGUGAAGAUCCUUCUCGUAUUUCAUUUGGAAAGAUGAGCAAGGUCUGCUUCCUUCAUUUUACUUCCCCUUCUGUUUUUGAAAGGCAGUUUCGCCAAGCUUAACGCAAGAAUAUCUGACUGUUUAGAAGAGAGAUAUUGCCACAAUCUCUGGAUGGUUUCCAGGGUUGUGUUAUUACUGAGCUUCAUCUUUCCAGAAUGAGCAAAACACUGUCCAGUCUUUGUUACGAUUUUGUAAUAAAUGUGUACAUUUUUUUUAAAUUUUUGGACAUCACAUGAAUAAAGGUAUGUAUGUACGAAUGUGUAUAUAUUAUAUAUAUGACAUCUAUUUUGGAAAAUGUUUGCCCUGCUGUACCUCAUUUUUAGGAGGUGUGCAUGGAUGCAAUAUAUGAAAAUGGGACAUUCUGGAACUGCUGGUCAGGGGACUUUGUCGCCCUGUGCACUAAAGGGCCAGAUUUUCAGCAGCCAAGGACAUCCAUACCCAAGUGAAUGUGAUGGGACUUAAAGAAGUGAACUGAGACAAUUCACUCUGGCUGUUUGAACAGCAGCGUUUCAUAGGAAGAGAAAAAAAGAUCAAUCUUGUAUUUUCUGACCACAUAAAGGCUUCUUCUCUUUGUAAUAAAGUAGAAAAGCUCUCCUCA
Lutra lutra (Eurasian river otter) is the source of this 2823-nucleotide messenger RNA. It is a transcript of the gene CNOT2, whose product is annotated as CCR4-NOT transcription complex subunit 2. Lineage: Eukaryota; Metazoa; Chordata; Mammalia; Carnivora; Mustelidae. Gene Ontology annotation, biological process: nuclear-transcribed mRNA poly(A) tail shortening; regulation of DNA-templated transcription; regulation of stem cell population maintenance. The transcript has 17 exons. Gene Ontology annotation, cellular component: CCR4-NOT core complex; P-body. The record is from RefSeq and is a predicted model, not a curated record.